CAGAGCAAAUACACAGUCCGUGUCAUGGCUACCACAAUUUUCCAUUGCAGCGUUUUGCUCUUUUCUCUUUUUUUUCUUGGCACUGCAACUGGCUGCUUCGGGGAUCUGCUGCAAGCAGAUGAUCAGCACAGGCCAUUGCGCAGUAUUCGGAACUCAUUUUCAGAAGAUGGAUUUGAAUCAUAUUCCAAUCAGCGAAAUAAUAUUGGAGGAGGGAGAAAGUUUUUGUCUAACGGCGGCUGGCUCGGGAACUCUAUUUUCAGCUACUACUGCAGGUUCCUCCUAGAUAUGAUCAGAAUGCCUUUUAAUAAGAAAGAAGUGGAAGCAGAUGAACUAAAAUUGUUGGAUCAUCAGAAGACAUUAUUGUUUAUUUUCGGGGACUCCCUGUUCGAUGCGGGCAACAAUAAAUAUGUCAGGACGACUACUUAUCUCCAAUACCCAUAUGGUUUCACCUACUUCACUCAUGCCACAGGCAGAAUAUGUGACGGCCGAAUCGUCCCGGACAUGAUAGCUGAGUUGGCCAAUCUGCCUUUUAUUCCACCAUCAAUGCAACCCGGGGCAAACUUCUCUUAUGGAGCAAACUUCGCUUGUGUUGGAGCAACUGUCCUUGACUCGUACGCUACUGGAAACAGUUCAAAAGAAACAGUCACCCUUAGAGAGCAGAUGAGCCAAUUCAUCGAGUUGGCAAAGAAAUUGAAUGCAACAUUAGGUCCCUCUCGAGCAAAAGCAAUCUUGAGCAAAUCCGUCUACGUGUUCAGCAUGGGAGGCGACGAUUACCUUCAAUAUUAUGACGAAUUCACCGACGAAGGUCGUAGCCCAACUUUAUCCGAACAACAACAACAAGUGAAUGCUGUAAUAGGCAACUUAACAGAAGCGCUUAUGGAAUUAUAUGAAGAGGGAGCAAGGAAAAUUGCCUUCCAGAACGUUGGGCCGAUGGGCUGCCUUCCGUUUCUUGCAUCAAACGGGAGUUGUGUCCAGGCGUUGCUCACAAUGCCCAUAUUACACAACAAGCAACUUUACGAGGCCCUCACAAGUUUGGCUGAACGUUUGGAGGGAUUCAAGUUCUCCGUUUUCGACUACUUCCCUUCCCUUCUUGAUAGAAUGCAGCAUCCUUCGGACUACGGCUUCGAGGUCGGGAGCACACCAUGCUAUUACAGCAGCAGCAAUGGGUACAGAGGAAUGGGGUUGGAUGCUACUGGAGACACGACUCUCUGCAAGUAUCCAAGCGCCUUUCUGUUAUUUGACGAUGGCCACACAACUCAAUGCGCCAACGAACAGUUAACGAGCCUAUUUUGGAACGGGGAUGCUUCAGUUACAAGACCAUAUAACCUAAAGCAAUUGUUCAGAAGAGAACUAAUUAAAUAAACGUAUCCUACUUGACUAAUCGAUUACAUGUGUAGUCCGUGUGGCAUUUGUUAUAUUAUCAAUUAUAAUAAAUAAAAGCCGAAGCGCAGAACAUGGCUGCACCACGUAAA
Messenger RNA from Punica granatum (pomegranate), 1472 nucleotides. The record is from RefSeq and is a predicted model, not a curated record. Lineage: Eukaryota; Viridiplantae; Streptophyta; Magnoliopsida; Myrtales; Lythraceae.